AGAGCCUCAGAGGGGAUUGAACUUCUUCCGUUGCCGGUCCCUCCCUAUGGAUUGAGCUUCUGUUUAAUGAUAUGCAAGCCCCCUCUGUGCCUAUCUAUAAAACUCGUCUGAAAACACACUUUUAUUCUUUGGCUUUUGACUCAGCAUGAGACUGCACAGUUGUUCUUGUGUUUACUGUCUUUGUUAUUAUAGUAUUGUUUAAACCAUCUUGGUUUUUAUAGGUCUGAUGUUUACUUCAUGUACAAUGCAUCACUUUUUAUGCAGCUGUGAAUCUUUCAAAAGUGCACUAAAAAUAUGAUUGAGUUGAGUUGAAUCUUGAUUCCAGUCUAUCCUGUGUAAAAACAAACAAACAAAACAACAGAAAACAAUGCAACUAAAUAUUCCAGGUGUCAAAUAUCUAAAUAAUAUAAGCACAGUUCCAAAUGUGUCAUAAGCCUACUUACUGUAUGUGUUUUUUUUUUAAACUAAAAGUACACUUGAAUGAGCUAUUUGGAGGGAGGGAGAGUUGUAAAAGUGCCCAGCAGUUGCGAGUUGUUCUUUUUCCCCCCCAGUGCUUAAUUGGAAACACAUUUUUUUUUCUGUAACUUUUUGAGGGAAACAGGAAGGGCGUGAGGGCUAUAGUGAAGGAGAAAGAGGGAAAAAAGACCCAAAAGAGAGACUAUAUUCCUAACCUAUUGACCCUUCUAUACAUUAUCUUCAAAAUAUUUCCUCCCGUCUGACUAUGCUGGCUAUGUUUGCAGGCGUGCCAUUGAUCCUAAAAAUGGUCUCCUAUUCCAUUUCUCAUUCCAUGAGAAAGUAUUUGCCAAAGGGACAUUUACAUCUGCCAACUCAGCACCAUCUGCGAGCACUUACUAAGGUGUUUAACCUGCUGCUUCUCCCAUAUAAUGAAGUGUUAAAGCCGCAAAACACUGAACAACGUGCUGUUCUCAUUUGUCUCAGAACAACCAGACAUGCUGCUUACAUUAUUUUAGUUUUAAAGUCUUGCAGCCACGCAGUCUUUCGACGCCCCCAAUCAUCAAUCAAUUGCCAGCGGUUGAACAUGUUUCAGUGACAAAAUAUCUGAGAUCCUCCCGUCGAACAUUCUUCAUCUGGAGUCUCUCUUCAAGUACAUCAAUAAUCUAUGUCUGGGAUCUUUGAUGGGGCAAGUGAAACCAAACUAUUUGAAAAUACAAGAAAACGACAUCACAACAUGUCAUAGUUCCUGUCUUUGACGUGAUGUUUUAAUCUUUGUGACGACAACGCUUUAGUUAUUUAUAACUGUUUAGCUCGAAGGUUAGUUAAAUUGGAUGUCAUUUUGCCUUUUUUAAUUCCUUUAUCAAGUUAAAUGUUACUGUAGCUAUAGCAACAACGGUAGAAGCCAACGACAUUUGAUUUUCUUGUUCUUUCCCACUCCCGUUUGUGCUUUCAAUGCAAUCAUUCCUACGUUUCUGACCUUAUUCAAAGUCAUCCCUCAGCAGGGAUGGAGAUCGUUCAUGAAUAUGUGAAGCUGCGUAGUGACUUUGGUCGCCAGUGUCUCUUUUCAGACCGUCAUGUGGAGCUGCUCGUCGAUCUUCCUCCGAACCCAAAACUGGCAAUGCAGUUCGUUCUGAAGGAGACAAGAGACCUGGGAGUGCAAGGCUGCUGGGAAAUGUCGGAGCAUGAGGUUAACACAGAAAGGAUCGAGUAUGACAUUCAGGGAAUAAAUCAUGUGGAAGGGGGGUGGCCCAAAGAUAUCAACUCACUAGAGAUGGAGCAAACUAUUCGUUUUCGAAAAAAGGUGGAGAAAGAUGAAAUCUACAUGAAUAGCAUUCAGGUGCUAGGCGAGCUUAUAGCACAAUGUGUUGGACAGAACAAUGCUGUGGACAUUUACCAAGAGUACUUUAAGGAUGAGGAAUUGCUGGAUGAAAUUCAGGAAGCCCCUUCGGUGAAGAUCGUCAACAAAUACAGAGACCCGAAUCAGGUAAAACGAAACAUCACCUGUCUUUCUUGGCAACCCAGUGGCGGCUCAAACCUGGCGGCGGCUUACUCCUGCCUUGAGUGGCAGAAAGCCACAGCAGACUUAAGCAAAGACUCGUACAUCUGGGACAUUGAGAGCCCCAACAAACCGCGGAGUGUUCUCAAACCGACAUCUCAACUUGUUUGUCUGGCUUACAACCCCCAGGACCUUAACUUUCUUGUCAGUGGGAGCCUCAAUGGACAGAUCAUGUUAUGGGACCCUCGUGCUGGCCAACACCCUACGACAGUUUCCCCUUUAGAGAAGAGUCAUAUGGACCCUGUUUACGAGAUCAUCUGGUUGCAAUCCGCUACUGAGACAGAAGCCUUCUCUGCCUCCACCGAUGGACAGAUACUGUGGUGGGAUGUGCGUCAAAUGAGUGAGCCCACAGAGCGACUGAUGCUGGACCUGAGUCGGAAGGAAAACCCAGACAAUGCUUUAGGAGCCAUCUCAAUGGCGUACAGCGUGACCAUGCCAGAUACAUUCAUAGUGGGAACGGAACAAGGGGCUGUUGUGUACUGUAACAGAGCAGCUGAGACUCCGGCUGAGAAGAUUGUUUGUACAUACGAUGGCCACCAUGGACCUGUCUAUGCCAUCCAGAAGAACCCUUUCUUUUCGCAAAAUUUCCUCACCGUGGGAGACUGGGGCGCCCGUAUUUGGUCAGAGGACAUCAAGGAGUCAUCGAUCAUGUGGACGAAGCACCAGACGGCAUACUUAACAGAUGCUUGCUGGAGUCCUGUCAGACCCUCGCUCUUCUUCACCGUGAAGAUGGAUGGUGUGCUGGACAUCUGGGACAUCUUGUUUAAGCAGAAUGACCCCACUCUAAGUGUCAAGGUGCGUGAUGAACCUCUAUGUUGCGUCCAGGUGCAUGAGGCUGGGUCCAAGGUAGUUAGCGGUUCUCAGUUGGGUGUUAUCUCUCUAAUGGAAAUCUCAAAAGGACUGUGCACCCAACAGAAUAAUGAGCAGGCCCUCCUGGGAGAGAUGUUGGAACGUGAGACGAAGCGCGAAAAGAUCCUCAGGGCUCAGAAAGUGAGGGACGAGGCCGGCAACAUGGAGGAAAGUCCAAAGGAGCUGAUCCUCAGACCCGAAUAUGAUUUCUACAAUCUGUUGGAGUCAGAGCAGAGGAGGAAGCAAUGGGAGACGAGACAGCGGAAUUACCCAUAGAGCCGAGAAGCAGACCGCAGAUGCCAGCAGUAGUCCAAGAAGAACUAGCGUAACUUCAACAUGGUGCUCGGCAAGAUGGUCAUGAUUCUCAAAUCCACCAAUAGUUAUUUUGGAAGAGCAACAUUUGGCUUCAACCAGCUUGUGGCUGCAGAUUGUCAUGGUAACAAAAGUCAAACGUCAAAAGUUAUCUUCCAAAUUAUUUUCUAUGCUAAAGCGAGAAAUAUAGAUUUCGAAUCACUGUGUGUCUGACUAAAAUUGUAACGGUAUC
This is a messenger RNA of Hippocampus comes (tiger tail seahorse), 3404 nucleotides long. RefSeq names its product dynein intermediate chain 2, axonemal-like. NCBI's taxonomy places the organism in Eukaryota, Metazoa, Chordata, Actinopteri, Syngnathiformes, Syngnathidae. The record is from RefSeq and is a predicted model, not a curated record. Gene Ontology annotation, cellular component: outer dynein arm. Bases 1460 to 3136 code for a protein of 558 amino acids. Gene Ontology annotation, molecular function: dynein heavy chain binding; dynein light chain binding. The transcript has 12 exons. Gene Ontology annotation, biological process: cilium movement; outer dynein arm assembly.